Molecule: messenger RNA, 900 nt
Organism: Fusarium vanettenii 77-13-4
Lineage: Eukaryota; Fungi; Ascomycota; Sordariomycetes; Hypocreales; Nectriaceae
Exons: 3
Coding region: 1-900 (299 amino acids)
Cellular component (GO): cytoplasm
Molecular function (GO): oxidoreductase activity, acting on the CH-OH group of donors, NAD or NADP as acceptor
Source: RefSeq, a predicted model, not a curated record
AUGUCCGCCUACACUGUAAAGGAUCGAUUUGCCAUAGUUACUGGAGGCGGCUCCGCUGGAUGCUCCGUCAUAAUCGCCGACCUGCGUCUCCGACCCGAAGCCGAACCCUUGGUCUCCGAGUACCCCCAUCCCGCGAAAGAAUCCAACAAGCCAUCUCUCGUCUUUUGCGAGACUGAUAUCUCCGACUGGACACAGAUCACUGCGUUAUGGAAGACAGCCCUCGAGACGUUUGGACGAAUUGAUAUUGUGGUCAACAGCGCUGGAGUAUAUGAGCCUCCCUCAAGCUCCUUCUGGAAACCCCCUGGUAUCUCUCCCCUCUCUGAGGACCCUGAAGAUGCCAAGGUGGGCCAGUAUAAGAGCUUCGCCAUCAACACCAUCGGCCCCAUCAGGCUGUCCCAGAUUGCUAUUGACUAUUGGCAACAGAACCCAGAGGUAGAGGGAAACCUCCUUUGGGUUGCUAGCAUGGGUGGCUACAUGCAUUCCAUGCAGGCUCCUCUUUACUUUGCAAGCAAGGCCGCUCUCGUCAGUAUGGUCAAGUCCCUGUCUGGUCUGAGAAGGGCCCUGAACAUUCGAAACUCGGCUGUCUGCCCAGGACCAUGCUUUACGCCCAUCUUUGAGCAAGAAUACUGCCGUGACAGACUUCGACCAGGCGAUAUUGCCUUGAAGCCCGAGGACUGCGCCGAGUUGAUUAUGCGUGUGCUCCAGGAGCCCCAGUACGGAGACGGAAACAUUGUGGAGAUCAUGAUGAUUGGCACAAAGGAGGAGCAGACGGUCAAUGUGCGCGAGAUUGGGCUCGAAGCUUUGUAUCCGACUGUAGGUCCAUUGGAUCAAGGCACCCGCGCCAUGGCGGAGGAGCUCAAGUUCUUUGGCGAGGUCAAGGAGAAGGGCAUGCAUACAUAG